This is a messenger RNA of Rhizophagus irregularis DAOM 181602=DAOM 197198, 1895 nucleotides long. NCBI's taxonomy places the organism in Eukaryota, Fungi, Glomeromycota, Glomeromycetes, Glomerales, Glomeraceae. The record is from RefSeq and is a predicted model, not a curated record.
AAUUCCAGAUUAUCUAAAGUUAAUUACUGCGCCAUUUCGUUCUGUUUAUUUUAAACAUAUGAAAAACAUGUCUCUUUUCCUUAUGAAGUGAUCAUCAGAUGGGUAAUGGGUUCCCACAAUUUUUUUUUUAAGCUUUCUCGUCUCGUACGUCUCGUAAGACCUCCGACUUUUAGAUAUAUCACAACAAUGACAGAUCAAGGCCCACGAUACUUGAAUGGUGUUACCAAACUUACUUAUGUACCAGGUUAUGGAAGUGAAGAUAAUUAUGUGAAAAUUGAUGAUUUAAUUCAAAAGCCAUUUUUAAAGCUUGCGUUCCUCAGUACUAUGAUCGUUGAUUUUCCAUGGUUAUUUACAAAAUUACCUAAUAAUCGACAGAUCAUUUUAGCCAAAGAUUGGGAUGCAAAUAGUGAGUCGCAAGGAUUAUCUGGUAUCCCAAACACGAAUUAUUUGAUCGUUCAUGCGCCGAAAGCGGAAAGUGGAUUUGGAUGUUUUCACGCGAAAUUAAUGUUAUUGAUUUUCGAUAAAUGGAUGAGAGUCGUUAUUUCAUCCGGAAAUUUGAUUCCUCAAGAUUGGGAACUUUGUGAAAAUGUUGUCUUUGUUCAAGAUUUUCCGUCUCGUGAUAAAUCAAAAGAAUAUAAUGGUCUACCAGAAUUCGCUCAAACUAUUAAUGAUAUGUUGGUAAAGAUGGGGCUUAAAACGCAUAUUAUUACUAGGCUUCCAGAAUAUGAUUACUCAAAGGCAAAAGCAGUCCUUAUUCCAUCAAUUCCUGGAACUUAUAAAGGAAUGGAAAAUAUCAAAAAGUUUGGUCAUGGACGUAUAUGUAAAGCGGUUAAAGAAUUAUGCGGAGAACGUGAAGAUGAUCUUCAAUUAGAAGUUCAAUCGUCUUCAAUUGGGAGUCUUAAUAAACAGUUCUUGAACGAAUUUUAUCGAUCAGCAAGAGGAUUAGAUCCCGUUUCGGCCCAAAGUCGGCCUCGCCCAAAAAAAGGUGAAGUUGUUCCUUUGCCCCCGAUUACUGUAGUUUAUCCAUCCAGAAAAGUAAUUGAUGAAUCAAAAUACGAUAAUCCGGCAAAAUCUAGUAUCGCGUCUACAAUUUGCCUUUUUGAACAAUCUUACAAUAAGGAUACUUUUCCUAAAGAAAUUUUAAGAAAUUGCAUUUCUAAACGUGAUGGGUUAUUGAUGCAUUCAAAGUUUAUAUUGGCGAAAUAUCGCGAAGAUCUUAAUGAAGCGGAAUCUGAUCCUGUCCUUGAUGAAUCUCAGGAGAAUAUUGGAGGAUGGUAUUAUUGUGGGAGUCAUAAUUUUUCCGAAUCGGCUUUGGGAAAGGUCACUACAUCACGCGAAACAAAAGAAUUGCAAAUCAAGAUUAAUAAUUGGGAAUUGGGCGUUUUAUUUCCAAUUUACAAGAAGGAAGAAGAUUAUAUUCCCAGCGAAGAUCAUGAUAAAAGAGAUUGGUUUGAUGAUCAUUCUGUCCCUGUACCAUAUGUUAGACCGCCACCUCAAUAUGAGAGUGAUGAAACGCCAAAGGUAACAUCUUAAUAGUUAAAACAUUAUGAUUUUAAUCUAAAUUUUGUUUCGUUUCGUAUUUUCUUUUAAUUGUUGAUUGGUUCCAAGGUAUUAUAGAAAUUAAAGUUAUCUUUUAUAUUUACAAAUUAUUUUGUUCGGAUAUAGUUAAGGCAAUCUAAUUUAUUAUCGUUAAAAUAUAAGUUAAGUCAAUACACCAAAAAAAGAGAAUUACCAAAUCUAAUGGGGCCGAAUGAAAUUUACGUGAUUUAAGAAAAUAUUAUCGAUUAUAAAAUUAUUUAAGAUAUAAAGUCAGCGCCAUGAAUCAGUUAAUAAAUGUAAAAAAAAAAAUGUAAUAUAUUAAAUAAUAAAAAUAAUUCGAGAAUGAUUUAUUCCUU